Alternaria viburni is the source of this 687-nucleotide messenger RNA. RefSeq lists its product as uncharacterized. The transcript is spliced from 3 exons. Gene Ontology annotation, biological process: L-valine biosynthetic process. Lineage: Eukaryota; Fungi; Ascomycota; Dothideomycetes; Pleosporales; Pleosporaceae. The record is from RefSeq and is a predicted model, not a curated record. The coding region runs from base 1 to 687 and encodes 228 amino acids. Gene Ontology annotation, cellular component: mitochondrion; acetolactate synthase complex. Gene Ontology annotation, molecular function: acetolactate synthase activity; flavin adenine dinucleotide binding; thiamine pyrophosphate binding.
AUGUUCGUCCAAGCGUACACCACGGCUUACGCGCUCUUCGAGGCUUUGUGGGAGGCCGGCAUCACCGUCUGCUUCGUCAAUGUGGGCUCAGACCAUCCGUCCAUCAUCGAAGCCAUUGUUAAGGGCAAGAGAGAGCGGCCAGAUAAAUGGCCCCGGUUCAUAACCUCUCCAUCGGAGAUAACAGCUAUAUCAAUGGCAGAUGGCUACGCGAGAGUCUCCGGCCGGGCGCAAGCUGUCGUAGUCCAUGUCGACGUGGGCACGCAAGCGCUUGGACAGGGCCUACACAAUGCAAGCGUCGGGCGGGCGCCUGUCUUCAUCUUCGCCGGACUGUGUCCCUAUACUGAGGCUGGGGAGAUGACGGGGUCACGGACAGAGUAUAUGCACUGGCUGCAGGAAGCACCUGACCAGAAAGCUAUUGUUCGCCAAUAUUGCAGAUAUACUGGCGAGAUCCGGACAGGCCUCAACGUCAAGCAGACCGUUGCACGUGCGCUGCAGUUUGCAAACAGUGGACCCAAAGGACCAGUCUAUGUUGCAAGCGCACGAGAAACACUUGCGGAGGUAAUCGAGGAGCCUUACUGGUUGGACCAGGAACAGUGGAAAGCCGUCGGUCUCGGUGCUCUGCCAGCUGAUGCGAUUGAAGAGGCAAGUUCUACAUCUCUGCGCGUACAAGACAUCUUACUUAUGUGA